AUGGCCGCAAUUGCCGGGUGCGCGGUCCCUUGCGUCACCGGCCUGAACCUAACCCCCACCUCCCAGGCCUUUCCCAAAUCCUCCGUGCAGCAGCUGCGAAAUGUCACGGCGAACGCGUUACCAGCCGUUGCGAAGCUGACAGUCAACGAGGCACGAGCUCGCGUGCUCUUCUCGAGGCGUCUUUCCCGGUCCCUGCGUGUAUCCCCGUCUCUGUCAGGAGUGCCGACAGCAUCGCCACGUGGCAGCAGACGAGCUACCAGAGCGAUGUCAGGCACCUCGCCUGGCAACAACCAAUCGGAAGAUCGCGACGAAUCUUCUGCUUCCGACCUUAGCCGCGUCUGUGUGGUGGGCUGUGGAGGGCUGUGCAUCGACUAUCUCGCCACCGUCUCCGCAUUCCCCCACCCAGACGACAAGAUCCGAAGCACCUCUUUCGAGGUGCAAGGCGGAGGCAAUGUGGGCAACACACUCACGGCCAUCUCUCGCCUUGGGCUCUCCACACGCAUUUUCACCAAGCUGGCGGACGACCUGGUGGGCAAGGCAAUGAUUGCAGAAUUGCAGGCGGAUGGCGUGGACACGUCACACAUCAUUGUUGGCAAGGGGGGCAUGUCUCCAUCCACAUACAUCAUUGUGGACCAACAGACCAACACGCGCACGUGCAUCCACACGCCCGGCUCCCCGCCUCUGCUCCCCUCGGAGCUGUCAGCUGCUGCCUUAACGUCUCUGCUCUCAGGGGCCUCUCUCGCCUACUUUGAUGGCCGCCUCGCCGACACCACCAUCCGCAUAUGCCAGCAGGCGGUGGCCCUCGGUCUGCCGGUGCUGGUGGACGCUGAGAAGCCCCGAGAGGGGCUGGACGACCUGCUGGCCCAUGCCACAUAUGUCGUCGUUUCCGAGAAGUUUCCCCAGGCAUGGACCGGGGAGGAGACGCUGGGAGCAGCGCUGCUGGCCAUGGCAGUGCGCCUGCCAAGGGCACGCUUCAUUAUAGUCACACUGGGGGCAGACGGAUGUGCCAUGCUGGACCGACGGGUGGCUGCAGCCUCAGAGGCACCCAGUGAGGAUGUGGACAAGGCACUGCAGUGGGUGAUAAGAGCCGCACAGGAGAAGGGCAGGAAGCAAGGCAACCCUGCGGUCUUCUCCUCUCGGCCCCUGCGUCUCAAGUCAAUGGCACAAGGGACAGAAGUUGCCGCCCAGCUGGUGGCAGCGACAGCUGUGCCGCUGGAGGCAGGGCAGGUGGUCGAUACCACCGGCGCUGGCGAUGCCUUCAUUGGUGCUGUUCUUUACGCACCGGCGGCAUGGGGUGCGUCGAGGAUGCAGCUGGUGACGGUGCCAUCUGCCAGAGCCGUGUGCCUCGACGGCAGCCCUGCUGGUUACUAUUUCCGCAAGGGGACGGGCACUGGCACCAACAAGUGGCUAAUCUACUUCCACGGCGGCGGGUGGUGCACGACUGCAGCGGACUGCCAGCAGCGCGCCAAGACCUUCCGCGGCUCCUCUCGCUUCUGGCCGAAACCCACGGAUGGCAACUUCACGAGGCUGAUGAACGACUACCACACGCAGUUCACAGGCAUUCUGAGCGCAGACACCAUAACCAACCCCGUUUUUGGCAACUGGAACCUGGGGGUGCUUAUGUAUUGUGACGGAGGGGCGUAUAUGGGGUACAAGGGCCGCGUGGCAGUGGGCUCGUCUCGUGUGUUCUACUCGGGUCGGCGAGUCGUCAUGCUGCUGCUGGAAGAUAUGCUCAAGAUUCGUGGGUUGUCAACAGCAUCAGCAGUGCUUAUAACGGGUUGCUCAGCAGGUGGGCAGGGGGUGGCGGUGAGCUGUGACUGGAUGGCCUCUCGCCUCCCUUCUACCACCACUGUCAAGUGCGCCAUUGAUGCCGGAUACUUCUUAGACGAGCCAGACUUGGUGGGCCACUUUUCCUUCCGUGGCAUGAUGCAGCGCAUGAUGGUCAGCCAAUGGAGCGACGCGUCUUUCGACCCGCAAUGCGUGAAAGCCAACGCCCUCCAGCACACACAAACGCCUUUCCUCGUCCUCAACUCAGCGUUUGACCUUGCAGCGCUGGCCAUCGGGCUGACCAGAGGCAACGUUGAGGCCAUGACUGGCUCGUAUGAGAGCGUUGUUCCGUGCUACCACUCCGAACGCUUUCUCUCCUGCCCCAGGAGAAUCCGCAAGUAUGUAGGGCACCAUGCCAUAGUGCUCAGAAACUCACUGCAAGCAUUGGUGCAAAACCGGCAAGCAGCAGGGGUGCAGUCAACAGCAGUAGUUCCUAACAAAACAAGCCAUUGUACCAUGGCUUAUGACAACUGGUCUGUACCUGAUGCCAGUGGUGUCAGGCUCAGGGACGUGGUGGCUGCUUGGUUCUUUGGCAAGCAGCUGUGA
Molecule: messenger RNA, 2373 nt
Organism: Closterium sp. NIES-65
Lineage: Eukaryota; Viridiplantae; Streptophyta; Zygnematophyceae; Desmidiales; Closteriaceae
Source: the annotation of a GenBank genome assembly